CCCUGCAACUCGUCGUCGUAUCACGCAUCUUCAUCUCCCUGCUCGAGCAAAGCCACAAGACGAGAAGGGACGCUCGCUCUGCGCUCGCUCUGUUCAUCGCUUGCCCCGUCACCUCGCCACGAUGUUGCAACCAAGCCCCGCUCUGGGAUCACGGACGAUGCCAGAAGACGCAGCGAUGAGCAGCGCCAAUGACCCGUCCUCCUCUUCCUCGUCGUCGUCGUCUGCGAGGAAGGACAUUGUGCAUGUUGAAGUCCGUCUUCGACCACCCCACCACCACCACUCCUCCUACCAUUCAUCAGACUGGCAAUCUCACAGCGUUUCACAGCGCGUCGAGCUCUUCCUUCGCCGUAACUGCGUCUCUGUGGACUGCGAUGCUCGCUUUGAGGGUAAGCUAUGGGCGGAUUGUGAUCCUUUCCUUGCGGAGAGGGUCGAGAGCAUCCGGGUCGCAGAGGCUGCAUCUGGACGCUUACGAGUUCCAAUCGAGGAGUGCGAGUUCCGCGUCUACGAGUACGAGACGGUCAACACAGUCGAGGAGCUCUCGGCGGGGGAUCCAGAGGGACAAGAUGAAGGGCAGGAUUUGAUGGCCGCAACGGUCAGUGAGCUGCCCAGCAACAGCAUUGAUGGGACCUGGGAGACCCUCAUCUACGGCGACGAUACCAAGCAGAGGCUGCUGCGCUACGUUCAAUCUACGCUGCUCUUCUCAGCGAUGAAGGUUGACUUCAAUGUCAUCAACUGGAAUCGCGUCGUCCUCCUCCACGGCCCCCCAGGCACAGGCAAAACCUCCCUCUGCCGAGCCCUAGCACACAAGCUGUCCAUCCGUAUGCGCCACCAAUUCUCGCACGGCAAGCUCGUAGAGAUCAACUCGCAUUCCCUAUUCUCCAAAUGGUUCUCCGAGUCCGGCAAGCUCGUGCAGCGCCUCUUUGCGCUCAUCGACGAGCUCGUCGAAGACGAAAAGGCUUUUGUGGUCAUCUUGAUUGAUGAGGUGGAGAGUCUCACUACGGCAAGGCAGGCAGCGGCGAGCGGUACUGAGCCGAGCGAUGCGGUUCGUGUAGUCAAUGCUGUGCUCACGCAGCUGGACCGUCUCAAGUCGCGGGAGAACGUCUUGAUCAUGACGACGAGUAACAUCUCCGGCAGCAUCGACCAUGCCUUCAUCGACCGAGCGGACAUUAAGCAGUACAUUGGCUUACCACCACCGGCCGCCAUCUACUGGAUCCUGCGAUCGUGCUUGGACGAGCUGAUGCGGGCGGGUGUGGUCGCGCACGAGAUCCUGUACUCAUGGCAGACGUUGGAUGCUGGCGUGGGAGGCGGUGUAGAUGGGCAGCAGCUCCAACAGUCAGAUCGAGACAAGAGGGCGAGCUGGAGGUUGAGGGCAUUGGCCGAGAGCUGUCAGGGCCUCUCUGCACGCACCCUACGCAAGCUACCCAUGCUAGCCUACGCUCGAUACAUCUCUGCUUCCACAUCAGCUCUGCCCGUGGGCUUCGACGCCUUUAUGGACGCGCUGCAGAUGUCCCUCGCUGACAGCUUGAGAGAGGCGCAACAUGCGGCAGAGGGGCACGCGGGGACAACGGCGGGAAGUGGGCCGAAUGGGGCUGGCAUAAACGGCAUGAUGAGGUCGUGAGCACGCGUGUGCACGGCGUCAUCGAGGGCGGGCAUAGACGCUCCUUGUACCAUCAGUGGCCCCUUGCAAAUCUGUACUCGAGCACAUCAUCGCCAUCGCCGCCCGCGAUCAU
Molecule: messenger RNA, 1730 nt
Organism: Jaminaea rosea
Lineage: Eukaryota; Fungi; Basidiomycota; Exobasidiomycetes; Microstromatales
Product: P-loop containing nucleoside triphosphate hydrolase protein
Exons: 6
Coding region: 122-1618 (498 amino acids)
Biological process (GO): meiotic recombination checkpoint signaling; reciprocal meiotic recombination
Cellular component (GO): chromosome; nucleus
Molecular function (GO): ATP hydrolysis activity; ATP binding
Source: RefSeq, a predicted model, not a curated record